Neoarius graeffei (lesser salmon catfish) is the source of this 2497-nucleotide messenger RNA. RefSeq names its product transmembrane protein 200A (gene tmem200a). The record is from RefSeq and is a predicted model, not a curated record. The coding region runs from base 551 to 2038 and encodes 495 amino acids. The transcript is spliced from 2 exons. NCBI's taxonomy places the organism in Eukaryota, Metazoa, Chordata, Actinopteri, Siluriformes, Ariidae.
AUCUAACGUGGCAGUCUCCAGGACAACGUUUAAGUGGAACUCUUCUCGCGCUGCUGACGUAGAAGAAUCGGGAUGGUCUCGUGCGUCUAACCGAGCCGGAAGCGGGUUUAUCUGUUGUUGCGCGCGCGCGCGGUUCAUUUCCCGAUGGACGGAUGAACUUGUGGAGAACCUUAACGCGUCUCGGAGGAGGAGGAGGAGGAGGGCAGGAGGACAGAAAGGACACGGGAUGCGUGUUGAUGAGGAGGAUGCACGCUUUCGGAGGAAAUCCGUGAAGCGCGUGCCAUGCGACAGUCUUACGUUUUUGCGCCGCGCGCGCUUUGGAGAUGCGAUUUUGGAAAGAGAGAAGACGCGCGCGCGCGCCGGAACACACGCCUUGUUCUCCGGAAAGCCUUUUCUUCACGCGCGCGCGCUCAUGUCAAUUAGGAUGAAGAAGAAGGAUGAAACGCGCGCGUGCGUCAUGAUGAUGAUGAUGAUGAUGAUGGUGGCUAAAUAAACCAUUUCUUAACCAGUCGAACCCCAGCCCAGAGAAGGCCUGCGUGUUGCCAUAGCGAUGAUUGCAACUGGGGGCGUGAUCACGGGCCUGGCAGCCCUGAAGAGGCAGGACUCCGCCCGCUCCCAGCAUCACCUGCCCAUCCAGUCCCCUGUCCCUCCUCCUGAGAAGAAACGUCUGAAAAGGAAACCUCGCACGGAUAUCGUUGUGGUACGUGGAAAAAUCCGCCUGUAUUCCGCCUCUGGUUUCUUUCUAGUCCUUGGAGUUCUGAUUUUGAUGGUUGGUAUCGCUAUGGCUGUACUGGGGUACUGGCCUCACGAGGACCACCAGAGGACACCCGAGAGCAACCACUCGGGGAACGAUACCCGGGCAGCGGCGGCGCAGGAGCGGGCGGGAAAGAUGGCGAAGUUCUUUGAGCAGCACUUGCACUCAGAGAAAAUGAAGAUGCUCGGUCCAUUUACGAUGGGCAUUGGGAUCUUCAUCUUCAUCUGCGCAAACGCUAUCUUACAUGAGAACAGGGACCGAGAAACAAAGAUCAUUCACAUGAGGGACAUGUACUCAACGGUCAUAGACAUCCACAGCCUGAGAUUACAAGAGCAGAAGUGUAUGAAUGGGGCCUACGUGGGUCCCUACGCUGACCACGAGAUCCACUGUUUCGGUCAAGACGGUCAGUACACCUCGCGGCUAGCCGCUAACACGCUGCUGACGUUCUCUGGAUUGGGCGGUGAUGUACGACUGUCCCGCCGCACAAGCUCAGCCGAAGAUGAGGAAGGUCUAAUGAGCGAAGGAGGCUCGAGCUCAUUGUCGCCUGGAUAUAGAGAACGUUCCGGAUCGAUAUUCGGGUUCCGGCCUGAAGGACUGCGUCACUGGGAAGACAAACGUAACGUUCUGAAGAAGUGCCAGACGCGCUCCAUCGUAUCAUCGUCCAUCAGCGCCUUCACGCUUCCCGUGAUCAAACUCAACAACUGCGUGAUUGAUGAGCCUGACAUUGACGACAUAACCGAGGACUCUGAGCAGCUACGAGACAGAUCAAUACCUUCAUCCAUGGAGUCCUUAACCGUACCUAUGCCAGAUAUCUCAAAAGCCUUCAAGCCUCCCAGUACAGCGUUGCUCCGAAGUAACUCUGCUACAGGAUCUGCAUCUGCUUCACCAUCCUCCCUGUCCCCUGGAGCCACCAGUGGCCGAUUCCUGUCUCCCGGAGCAGCCCGGAAAGACUUUGGCUCAAACAAUUCUAUCCACAUGCUCUCGGCUCAUUCCAAGUCUCUGGACCUGGAACGAGGUCCGACCACACUGAGUGUACAACCGGAACAGCGCAAGCACCCCAGCUGGCCCAGGCUCGAUCGCAGCAACAGCAAAGGCUACACCAAACUGGAGAAUAAAGAAGACCCGAUGGACAGGCUGCUGGUGCCCCCAGUGGCCAUUAAGCGGGAUUACACCAAAAAAGAGAAAUUGCUCAUGAUCUCGAGGUCGCACAACAAUCUGAGUUUCGAGCAUGAUGAGUUUAUGAGCAGCACUCUGAAAAGAGGGACAUCCGAGACCAGAUUUUAAGGGACGUUCCGUGUUCCGUACACACCCUCAUCCCUCUGCAAUAGACGUUUUGUUGUUUUGCCAUUGUUGAAGUGGUUGUGAAUUUCAGAAACACAAGUCCCAUGGACUGCAAGCUCAGGUGGAUAUUCUGAUAGACAGAGCAAAAAAACAAAGCGUGAGGAUUUUUAACCCCAGAAACAAAAACUCACUGUAAAUAGACUGUGAUGUAAUAGCGGUGUCAUUUGUUACAUUUGCGAAAUACGUUUUAGUACAUUUCUGUAUUUGAUAACCGUUGAUACAGGACCUAUUGUUAUUUGUGUGUAGUGUGUGUGCAUUGUUGUAACAGAGAUGGACAAUUAUUUUGCUAUAAGGUUUUAAAUAAGUUAUUGUUCAAAAAAAGAAAAACAUACACGGCUAUUUUUGAACCUGAGUCUUCAGUGUAUUAUUUAUCUGUUUCUCAGAAUAAAAGUUUUCACACAA